AUGGUAGCCGACGAAACUCAACACGGGCAGGCGGAUUUACCAGAGAUCGACUUCGAGGAGUUUGAGGGGAAUCCGUCCGCCAUCGACAGGGAGGGCGCCCCCUCCCCUGAGGAGGCCCAACCGUCCACAUCAUCCCCCAGGGUAGACGAUGACGACCCAGAACACACCCCUACUUCAUCUCGGCCCAAGCGUGAGCGCGAGCCCAUACGCGGCAAAGCUCCGGGCUUUUCAGCACGCCAGGCAUACCAGAAACGUCUUGAGGACCCCGCUUUCGUCCCAGUAGUGGGCGAAUUCUGGGGUCACGACGAUCGCCUGCUUGACAAGUCGCUUCGCAGCCUCAGCGGUUGGUGGCGCGGCCGUUGGCAGGGCCGUGGUCGCGGCAUGGGCUUCCGUGGUCGUGGUCGCGGGGGCUACUUCGGUGGGCCCGGUCGACCCGGUCCGGAGGAAGUAGAGCAGGAGAACCUUCCACCGGUUGAACGCACCUGGAGACACGACGGCUUCGAGGAGAUGCAGAAGCAGGAAGAGCAGCGUCGUACUGUCCUCCAGCGCAGGCAAGCACAGCAGCAACCCUUCCCUCGUGGUGCAGGCAACUUCCGCGGACGUGGCUUCGCCCCUCCGAGGGGUGGGUUUGCACCUUUCCGUGGCGGCAUGAACGCGUCGCCGUCAACACGGUCAAACUCGCUCUUCCCACCCCGCGCCUUCUUCGCUAUGAAGCCCGAGAAGGUGUUCACCAAGCAGCACGAAGCCUUCCUGUACUUCGAUGCCGCGCUCAAGCCUCGCCCGGGUCAGCCUCCAGCGUAUCGUGUGCGGGUGGGCGACGAAGCUCCGACGGUGGUACGUGCGACGUCGUACCCGCGGCGGCGCUCGAAUGCGACCAAGUCCACUGUCGCUGCGCCAGAGGCCGCAAUCACCGAGUUUGUGGUGCGACUGCCCAAGUCGACUGGUAAGGCAAAGGCACCUGGUCCGGCGCCCAAGCCAGCCGCCGCAGCUGCGCCUGAACCAGCGCCAACAGAGAAGCCUGCACUGCGGAGGCCUGCCUCACCUGCCCCUGCUCCUGCACCGCCACCACCAAAAGCAGAGUCGCCGAAGGUCGCACCUGUUGAGGCACCUCCUGUCGCCAGCACGUCUCAGCAGCCCCCUCUGCCUCCACCUGUUGAGCCACCUCGGAAGGAGGAGCCCUUCACUGCGCCGCCGCCAGCGUCUGCUCCUGCUUUCGUGCCCGCCGAGCCUCCUGGUUUCGAGUAUCAGCAGCCGCCCCACCUGCCACCGCCACCCGUGUCCGCGCCGGCGCGCCCGAAUCCUGCCCCGAUACAGACAGUGUUCACUCCGCCGCCGCCCCAGUCGCCGUCGUAUGGCUCGCCCUACGGGUACGCGGCCCCGCUACCGCCAGGCGUCGCCUACAACCACAUGGGUGGGGCGUACGAGAUUGCCACCGGCCGCGCUGUAUAUCUCCAGCCACCGCCGCCACCGCCUGCACCCAUGCCCAUGUACGCCCCGCCCCCGCCGCAGCCUGUCAUGUCCGCACCUCAGCCGGUCAUGCACGGGAUGCCCAGCAGCGGGUUCAUGGCCGGGCACCUGCGCCACCACUCGCACGUCUCGACCGACUUCCUUCCGCACCCGCAUACGCCGCUCAGCGCGCACACCCCGCCGGUGGGCAACCUGAUCGACCCCUCGACGGGUGCGCCGAUCUUCGCGCCUCCGCGGCAGACGUCGCGCGUGCAGAUCCGCGCGCCGACGGGCGAGGAGGGGAAGGGGAAGGCGAGUGGGCUGCGCAGCUCGGCGGUGCCGUUCCUGCCGCCGGUUCAGGAGCAGCAGCAGCAACAGCAGCAGCAACAGGUGCAUCAUCAGCCUCAGCCCAGCUACGGGGAGGCGGAUAUGACGGGGCAGGUUGCGCCGGUGAAUGGUGGCUAUAUGGGGUACAACCCGUACCAGCAGUACUACUACCCUGAGAGCUACGGGUAUCCUUACCAAGGCAACCCGUACGAGGCGUAUCCUACGGACCCGCAGGGCGGCUACGAGCAGCAGGUCGGGUACGAGGCCCAGCCUGUCUACGAUCCUCAGACCGGCUACUACCAAUAG
This is a messenger RNA of Schizophyllum commune H4-8, 2079 nucleotides long. RefSeq lists its product as uncharacterized. The coding region runs from base 1 to 2079 and encodes 692 amino acids. Gene Ontology annotation, cellular component: exon-exon junction complex. NCBI's taxonomy places the organism in Eukaryota, Fungi, Basidiomycota, Agaricomycetes, Agaricales, Schizophyllaceae. The transcript has a single exon. Gene Ontology annotation, biological process: mRNA processing. Gene Ontology annotation, molecular function: mRNA binding. The record is from RefSeq and is a predicted model, not a curated record.